This is a messenger RNA of Cutaneotrichosporon oleaginosum, 624 nucleotides long. RefSeq lists its product as uncharacterized. The record is from RefSeq and is a predicted model, not a curated record. NCBI's taxonomy places the organism in Eukaryota, Fungi, Basidiomycota, Tremellomycetes, Trichosporonales, Trichosporonaceae.
AUGUCCAGCGACGUCUUUAGCUCCCUCAAGCGCAGGAUGACCCGCAAACGCUCCCCCGCCUCGUCGAUCUCGAGCAUGUCCUCCGUGACGGACUCUGGCUCGAUCAUGCACAUCAGCCCGCCGAUCACGCCGCCGAUCACCCCCCCCCACUUCGGCGACGACAUCGACCUCACCAUCGACAUGUCGCGCUUCGCGCCUCUCCGCCCCGCUCCCAGCCCACCGACACAGGUGCCGGCUCACAGCCGCGUAACGCACACACCGCCGGCGCAGCCGCCGCGCUCCCCCCGCUCCCCCGACUUCUACGCUACCCUGCGCCCGGCGCCCUCGCCGCCCCGGAGUAGUGUGGAGAGCUACAAGACCCGGCGGAGCGACGAGAGCGACAGCGCGCGCUGGCGCACACAAAUGGUGGACGUCGCCAUGUCCUAUGCCUCGCUCACAUCCGCCAACCCCCGCGACUUCACCGCCACCACCACCGCCCAGGCGCACCACAACGUCGUGCUCCGCCGCCUCUCGGACCCAUCCACCACCGAGCUCGAGGCCCUCGCCAUCCUCCGCGGAUACAUCGACCAGGUGCACUCCAGCAGCCGCGGGCACCGCGCCUCGUUCACCGCCGACUUCUCUUAG